AUGUCUGUUCACAAUGGAAAACAGAGUCAGUUUCUUCGACGAACAAAACUUGUGUUUGGCUCGCCACACAUCCUACUCAAUAUCGGUGGUAUUUCGUGUGCCGUCGUGUUCCUGUUCGGAUUCUCCAUCGGCUGGGGUCCUUUGCCCAUUUUGCUAACCAUGGAUCUGUUCCCCACGUCGACUCGGGGAUUUGCAGUCGGAUUUGUCGUGGCUGUGAGUUGGGUGGUCAGUCUGGUUGUCACGGCCAUGUUCGAACCGCUCGUUUUGCAUUUGGGCUCGGCUGUGGUAUUUUGGAUAUUCGCAGUGUUUUGCGCUGCUGCGUUCCUGUUCACCCGACGGUACGUGCCCGAAGUUUUGCCGACAGAGUUCCAUUGA
This is a messenger RNA of Echinostoma caproni, 375 nucleotides long. NCBI's taxonomy places the organism in Eukaryota, Metazoa, Platyhelminthes, Trematoda, Plagiorchiida, Echinostomatidae. The record is from the annotation of a GenBank genome assembly.